AUGUAUAAUUCAACGACUCCGACGUCAUCUACCAUGGAAGAUGGCCAUGCGAAAUGGCGCGAGAUCCACAGUCCAUCUGGUUGGCCGCGACUGAUUCAUGACGACCAACCAGACCCGUGGCUCAAACAGGAGAUCAUACGUUAUGGGGUAUUCUCACAUGCCACGGUUAUGGCUUUCAAGUUCGACUCAUCAUCUGAGAGCUUUCCGAACCAUCUGGGGCUGCUCUUCGAGCAAUUACACCGCCGUUAUGGUUACGAAAUGACCAAAUUGAUCUAUGCCCACAUUGACUGGCCCAGUUGUAUAGGCAAAUUGCUUAGCAGUUGGAUGGGCAAAUGGGAUGGAAAGCAGAAAAAUGAUUCAAAUUUGAUUGGCUAUGUAGCUGUCAGCGACGACGAUAUGUCCCACCAGAUUGGACGUAGGGACAUUGUCGUUGCGUGGCGUGGUUCUGUCAAACUGGGGGAGUGGUUUAAGGACCUUCAAGUUAUGCUUAAGAAGACUGGCACAGGUAAGGUGAGGGUUGCUCGUGGGUUCAAUAGCAUCUACACAUUCAAGAGUGAUUCAUCCAACUUAAGUGCAUCAGAAGAAGUGAUGGGAGAAGUGAAAACGCUUAUGAAGUUGUACAAAGAUAAGGGUGAAGAGGUGGGCCUCACCAUCACUGGCCACAGCCUAGGUGGGGCCCUAGCUCUCCUCAACGCUUACGAGGUCGCCUCCUCCCUCCCCGAUCUCCCAAUCAGUGUUAUCUCUUUUGGGGCUCCACGAGUCGGUAACAUUGCAUUUAGAGACGAGCUCAACAAAAUGGAUGUGAAGACACUGCGAGUCGUUAACAAAUCAGAUAAGGUCACGAUGUUGCCCGGGCUCACAUCCAAGGAGAGGAUUGAGAGAAAGUUUAAGAAAAAUUUGUCAACCGACAAAUUGGUGAAAAUAGUGGGGUUGAAGAACCGUGUGUACAAACAUGUGGGCACGGAAUUGAUGCUGGACGCAACACGCCGACUCACUCCGUGCGAAGCGCAUGAACUAAAGACGUACCUUUCGCUUCUGAAUGGUUCCGAUAGUGUAGGGUUCAAGAUUCCGUGUGCAUGCUCACCGGAAUGUUACGUUGGUUAA
This is a messenger RNA of Magnolia sinica, 1104 nucleotides long. Its product is annotated as phospholipase A1-Igamma1, chloroplastic-like. The record is from RefSeq and is a predicted model, not a curated record. Gene Ontology annotation, molecular function: glycerophospholipase activity. Gene Ontology annotation, biological process: lipid metabolic process. The transcript has a single exon. Lineage: Eukaryota; Viridiplantae; Streptophyta; Magnoliopsida; Magnoliales; Magnoliaceae. Bases 1 to 1104 code for a protein of 367 amino acids.